UGCACCUAUAACGGUGGGCUGAGACUGCAGCGCGGGUGAGGAGGUUAUCACAGGGGGGGAAGGUCUACCAUGGUGACUGUGCAGAUUUAAUCAGAUCCAGUGAUCUACACCGACCGGUCAAGUAAUUCUCAGUAGUGAAACUCACUGCCAGACGUGUUCACCUGAAGACGCCGGCGACAAAAUGGCCGCUGACAAGUCCCCUAUGCUUUAUAACUACCUGGGAAGCUCCGGUCUGAAAGUUUCAAACAUCUGUUUGGGGUGUAUGACUUUCGGAACUAACCCUAACAGAGAGUCUGCGCCAAGUCAGCUAACAGAGGAAGACUCUUAUGUGUUACUGGACAAGUUUGCAGAGCUGGGUGGUAACUUCCUGGAUACCGCUAACGUAUACUCCGGGGGACGUUCCGAAGAGAUAGUUGGCAACUGGCUAUCAAAGCAACAGAGAGAUAACUUCGUGUUGGCGACGAAAGUCCGGGGCAAUGUAGGCGAUGCGAAUGACCUCGGGUUGUCUCGGAAGCACAUCAUGCAACAAGACAAAAGCCUGAAGAAACUGAAAACUGACUACAUUGAUUUAUAUCAGAUUCACUUGUGGGACAAUGGAACCCCAAUAGAAGAAACUCUGCGGACGCUGGAUGAUUUAGUUCGCUGCGGGAAGAUUCGAUAUGUAGGUGCCAGUAAUGUGACAGGCUGGCAACUUCAAGCCAUCGUGGAACGCUCCCGACAGAUGGGAUUGAACAGGUGGAUUAGCCUGCAACAACAAUACAACUUAAUUUCCCGUGAGUCUGAAUUGGAGGUCUUUGACGUGUGUCCUGAAUGAAGGACUGGGAGUACUUCCGUGGAGCCCUCUGAAGGGG
This is a messenger RNA of Liolophura sinensis, 851 nucleotides long. Its product is annotated as 1-deoxyxylulose-5-phosphate synthase YajO-like. The record is from RefSeq and is a predicted model, not a curated record. Gene Ontology annotation, molecular function: oxidoreductase activity. NCBI's taxonomy places the organism in Eukaryota, Metazoa, Mollusca, Polyplacophora, Chitonida, Chitonidae.